Cooperia oncophora is the source of this 915-nucleotide messenger RNA. The record is from the annotation of a GenBank genome assembly. Lineage: Eukaryota; Metazoa; Nematoda; Chromadorea; Rhabditida; Trichostrongylidae.
AUGGCCCGUGACCGAUGUGAUAGCAGCAUAAAGAACGAUAAGGUUUGUAAUAGCAAGAGUUACCAUAUCGUCACGCCCGUCAUUGAGCUUUCAUACGAGCAAAUGGCAAACUUUUAUGGGCGUAGACUUGGAAGGCGAAAACUAGGUAUAAAGACAGCUCCAUAUAAUCGAAAUUGUUCAGGAGAUGCUAAAAAGGAACUGGCCCUUGUUGCAAAUACAAUCCAAAGUCAGUCAUGGUCUUCGGAUACGAGGAAGGCUCCAAAGACUGCGCCAAUCGCCGUAGAAGAAACUCCGCAACCUGAAUCUCGUAGGACUUCUGAAAUUCAGCAAGCUGGUGAAGUGAGGGUUGACACAUCCCCUAGUGAAACGGAAGUUGUUCACCCGCAACGGCAAGAAUCUGAAUCUUCUGCUGGUCACAUUUCCACUGGCAGUGUACGACCGCACUGGCGGGUGUCCAGUGAGGAGAAAGCAACAAAGGAACGGGAAACCACUCCAACUAAGCCUACGCUCUCAUUUUUCGAAGUUGACGAGAACUCGCGUCCUGUGCAGGUGACACCUCCGCAGCAGCUUUUAAUCGGCCAGACUCCGUCCCCCAAAAACAUCGGCAGGUCACAUUCUCCGCGGGCCCCAUCUCGCGAACGCGCCCCUGAGCGAGUGGAAGGAGAAGCUCUGCUAGCAUGGGCGCAGAGGGUAACAAGCGGAUAUUAUGGAGUGAAAGUGAACGACUUCACGAAGUCAUGGCGAAGUGGAUUGGCUUUGAAUGCGCUACUGCAUGCUUAUAGGCCGGAUUUAGCUGGAAACUAUGAUGCUUUGGACUUCUCUGAGACAAUGAAUGGAAGAAAAGCGAAUGUGAAAAAGGUUGGCAUAGAAUGGCAUUGUCUUCCUUUUGUGCAGUUGGUAGCAUCGAAAUUCUGA